Aureobasidium uvarum is the source of this 816-nucleotide messenger RNA. Lineage: Eukaryota; Fungi; Ascomycota; Dothideomycetes; Dothideales; Saccotheciaceae. The record is from the annotation of a GenBank genome assembly.
AUGGCGGGCUCUCAAUCUGCUAAUGGACUGUCGAAGCAGAUGGAGAAGAUGAAUGUCAGUGGCAAGAGUCGUGCCGAUGCUCCCCGUUACACACCACCACACCGCAAGUACGCUCAAGCAAACAAGUCUUCCGAGUCGAGCACAACUACGCCGGCCAGAGUCGCAAAUCAGUCGCCAGCACCCACACUCGCCAGCACUGAGAAGUCUGUUGCCUCUGAGACUGUCGCUUCUACACGGUCUGAGGCAGUAAUGGAGAGUAAGACUACGCCUGUCGCUGCAACAGACAACGCCUCCGAGUCAAAGCCCGAGCCCAAGCCAGCAACCAGUCGCAUAGCUCCUCACCACAAACACACCAAACCCAUCGUCAAAGUAGCAGAUUCAUGGGAACAAGAAGAAGAAGAAACACUCUCAGAACCCGAACCUCCAAACACCACCAGCUCCAACACCUCCAAACCCGCCAUCAAGUCCACCGAAGAACCAGCCCCGGUGCCCAAAUCAACAUACCUCCCUCCCCACCUCAAAUACCGCUCUGCCGCUCCCUCGCCAUCAAGCCGCAGUGUCACACCACCUUCACGCAGCACCACACCCUCUUCAAGCACAUCCUCCGAGCGCCGCCCUGAGAAGACAAACGCGGUUGCUCACCGCUUGAUCGCUGGAGCCCUGGGUGUCAAAGUGCCUAGAAGAACAGAAGAACAGAGAGCCUACGACAAAUCCAUGCGCGAGCAAGAGAAGAGAAAGAGAGAUCAGGAGAGAGAGGCCAAGAAAAAGGCAGAAGAAGAUGCUGCAAAGGCAAAGGCUGCUAUUUGGGAUGAUUGA